Symphalangus syndactylus (siamang) is the source of this 3331-nucleotide messenger RNA. RefSeq names its product FA complementation group E (gene FANCE). Gene Ontology annotation, biological process: interstrand cross-link repair. Gene Ontology annotation, cellular component: Fanconi anaemia nuclear complex. The record is from RefSeq and is a predicted model, not a curated record. Lineage: Eukaryota; Metazoa; Chordata; Mammalia; Primates; Hylobatidae.
GCCAGCCUCCAGUUCAGGCCCCGUCCCCGGCCGCGCCUCCCUCCUUCCGUUUCAGACAGCGCGGGAACAGCUGCAGCUCCGGGCGGCCAGGCUUCUCCGGUCUCCCAACGCCGAGGAGAGCUUGUAACAGGCGCUGGAGCUGGCCCGCCGCUGCGUCAGGGACGGCGCUGGAGUUCUCCGUUCCCCUCAGCCUCUGAGCUGAGGCCCCACACCAGAGUAGGGGGCGGCGCGGCACUCGUGCCCCGGCAUGGCGACACCGGACGCGGGGCUCCCUGGGGCUGAGGGCGUGGAGCCGGCGCCCUGGGCGCAGCUGGAGGCCCCCGCCCGCCUCCUGCUGCAGGCGCUGCAGGCGGGGCCUGAGGGGGCGCGGCGCGGCCUGGGGGUGCUCCGAGCCCUGGGCAGCCGCGGCUGGGAGCCCUUCGACUGGGGUCGCUUGCUCGAGGCCCUGUGCCGGGAGGAGCCGGUCGUACAGGGGCCUGACGGCCGUCUGGAGCUGUAAGUCCUCGCCCGCGGCCCCUUAGCAGGUACGGGAGGCGGGGGGCUGUCGGGGGACCGACGCGCAGAGAGGUGAAAUAAGCCCCUUCAGCGACGGCCUGCCGCGCACCCUAUGAGCAGGGGCACCCUUCACUGAGCACUUGCUGUGUGCGGGACAUCGAGGAUCCGGGAACUCGAGGCACACGCCUUCUGUUCGCUGUAAAGUAUAGUGAUGAUAAGUGGAGGCAAAUCCCUUUUGAUCGCGUACUUCCAUCUCUAAAAAACUGGAUUCGUACGUCCAGUUGUCUCACACUGUUGCCCAGGCUGGAGUGCAGUGGCAUGAUCUCGGCUCACUGCAACCUCUGACUCCCGGGUUCAAGCGAUUAUCCUGCCUCAGCCUCCCCAGUAGCUGGAACUACAAGCGCAUGCCACCUACAAGCACAUGCCACCAUUCCCGUCUAAGUUUUGUAAUUUUUUUAGCAGAGACGAAGUUUCACCAUGUUGGCCAUGCAGGUCUCGAACUCUUAACCUCAAGUGAUCCACCCACUUCAGCCUCCCAAAAUGCUAUAAUUACAGGUGUGAGUCACCAUACCUGGCCAACAUCCACUGACUCUUGCAGAUACUGCGUGCCAGCCCCCAUCUGUCCACUGCCAUCUAGCCCCCAGCUCUGCCCAGUCUGCCUUGUGCUCCCUUCAGCCGCUCUUAACUGCUUGCUCUCCCUCUGCUACCCAGGAAACCACUGUUGCUGCGAUUGCCCCGGAUAUGCCAGAGGAACCUGAUGUCCCUGCUGAUGGCCGUUCGGCCAUCGCUGCCGGAAAGUGGGCUCCUCUCUGUGCUGCAGAUUGCCCAGCAGGACCUAGCCCCUGACCCCGAUGCCUGGCUCCGUGCCCUGGGGGAAUUGCUGCGAAGGGAUCUGGGGGUGGGGACCUCCAUGGAGGGAGCUUCUCCACUGUCUGAAAAAUGCCAGAGACAGCUCCAAAGUCUCUGUAGGGGGCUGGGCCUGGGGGGCAGGAGGUUGAAAUCCCCCCAGGCUCCAGACCCUGAAGAAGAGGAGAACAGGGACUCCCAGCAGCCUGGGAAACGCAGAAAGGACUCAGAGGAAGAGGCUGCCAGUCCUGAGGGGAAGAGGGUUCCCAAAAGAUUCCGGUGUUGGGAAGAGGAAGAAGAUCAUGAGAAGGAGAGACCCGAACGUAAGUCACUGGAAUCUCUGGCAGAUGGAGGAAGUGCAACUCCUAUUAAGGACCAGCCUGUCAUGGGAGCUAAGACUGGCGAGGAUGGUUCGAGUCUGGAGGAUGCUAAAGGUCGAGCUGAGAGUUUGGAGUUGCCCAAAGCUAUCCAGGACCAGCUUCCCAGGCUGCAGCAGCUGCUGAAGACCUUGGAGGAGGGGUUAGAGGGGUUGGAGGAUGCCCCACCAGUUGAGCUACAGCUUCUUCACGAAUGUAGUCCCAGCCAGAUGGACUUGCUGUGUGCCCAGCUGCAGCUCCCCCAGCUCUCAGACCUUGGUCUCCUGCAGCUCUGCACCUGGCUGCUGGCCCUUUCACCUGGUCUCAGCCUCCGCAAUGCUACUGUGCUGACCAGAAGCCUCUUUCUUGGACGGGUCCUCUCCUUGACUUCCUCAGCCUCCCGCCUGCUUACAACUGCCCUGAACUCCUUCUGUGCCAAAUAUACCUACCCUGUCUGCAGCGCCCUCCUUGACCCUGUGCUCCAGGCCCCAGGCACAGGUCCUGCUCAAACAGAGUUACUGUGUUGCCUUGUGAAGGCGGAGUCCCUGGAGCCAGAUGCACAGGUUCUAAUGCUGGGACAGAUCUUGGAGCUGCCCUGGAAGGAGGAAACUUUCUUGGUGUUGCAGUCACUCCUAGAGCGGCAGGUGGAGAUGACCCCUGAGAAGUUCAGUGUCUUAAUGGAGAAGCUCUGUAAAAAGGGGCUGGCAGCCACCACCUCCAUGGCCUAUGCCAAGCUCAUGCUGACAGUGAUGACCAAGUAUCAGGCUAACAUCACUGAGACCCAGAGGUUGGGCCUAGCUAUGGCCCUAGAACCUAACACCACCUUCCUGAGGAAGUCCCUGAAGGCCGCCUUGAAACAUUUGGGCACCUGACCAUCCACCAAGGGACCACCCUCUUGGUGCUCCAUCACCAGCUUCCUGAAGGGCAUUUCUUUCUUCACCACCUUGUCUUGAGCACUAGCCUGAGGAUAAAGGCUGAGCCUGGCCAUCCCAGAUUGCAACUGCCUCCCUGUUACAGGCUGCAUAGGGCAUAUUGGCUUCCCAGCCAGCAGGGAGGCUCCUGGGCUAAGGGAGCUCAGCUAUAUUUUCUUUUUCAUUUCUUUUGUUUUUGAGAGAAGGUUUUGCUCUGUCAUCCAGGCUGGAGUGCAGUGGUGCGAUCGAUCAUGGCUCACUGCAAUCUCUGCCUCCCGGGCUUGAUCCUCCCAUGUCAGCCUCCCGAGUAGCUGGGACUACAUGCACAUGACACUAUGCCCAGCUAAUUUUUUUAUUUUGUAGAUAAUAAGCUGGUCAGGGCUGGUCUUGAACUCCCGAGCUCAAGUGAUCUUCCUGCCUUGGCACCCAAAGUGUUGAGAUUUACUGGUGUGAGCCACCACACCAGGCCAGAGCUAUAUUUUCAAAGGCUCCUGGCCCCAGGCACACUCCUCAUCAAUUCUCAGGCUGCAGGGACAGAAACUUUCUGAUAGGGCUCAGUAGGAUCAAGCCGACCCAGAGUGGACAUGGGAUGCUCCAGGAGGUCUGGGGUACCAGUGGGCUCAGAUGAAGCUCUUGUGCUCAUGUAUGUUAUGACCUUAUGUGUUUUUAUUUCUGACUUGAAUAAUUUAUCAAUGGUGUUGAAUAAAAGCAAGUUCAAUAAUG